UGCAAAGAAAAUGAGUAACAUGUAAUAAAUUUUUUUAUCUAUUUAUUUAGGUUGGUGCAAUUGUUUUAUACACCUAUGUUUAUCAGAUGCUUGAGCCCCCUCCUGAAGGUACCUUUGACAUUGAGGACAGAAAUCUUCCCAUCAAGUACACUGCCAAGGAUAGCACUCCAGUGGAAACUCCUUUGCUUACGGAAGAGGUGGUUCCAACAGAUUCAGAUGCUCCAAAGAAAGGAAAGGGCUUGGUGCUACUCCUACGAGACAUGGCAAUGCUACUGUUGAGGGUGUGGUUGAAAUGGGUCCAAUUGAUGAAAUUUUACCUUCAUUGGAGGGUGGUUGUACAAGGCCAGUUUUAUCUUCAAAUGAGGUGAUUGGGCACUUCAAAAUUGAAAGAAAGGAGGGUGAAUUAUCUCCAAAUGGAGAUUUUGAGGAUAAUUUUGCAGCAUAUGGAGAUGGUGAGGUGGAGACUGCAUGUAAAUCCAAGGAUAAUUCCCCAUUCUGAGAUUUUUAUUAAAACUGGGUUAAAUAGUGAUCAUUGGUUACCUUUGUGAACUCUUGCUUUGUUUGAAUCGUGAUUUUAUAAAUAAAGAAAAAAGUAAUUUAUAUUCA
Messenger RNA from Camellia sinensis, 606 nucleotides. The record is from RefSeq and is a predicted model, not a curated record. Lineage: Eukaryota; Viridiplantae; Streptophyta; Magnoliopsida; Ericales; Theaceae.